Hyaena hyaena (striped hyena) is the source of this 5088-nucleotide messenger RNA. It is a transcript of the gene TK2, whose product is annotated as thymidine kinase 2. The coding region runs from base 1934 to 2641 and encodes 235 amino acids. Gene Ontology annotation, biological process: nucleobase-containing compound metabolic process. The transcript has 9 exons. NCBI's taxonomy places the organism in Eukaryota, Metazoa, Chordata, Mammalia, Carnivora, Hyaenidae. The record is from RefSeq and is a predicted model, not a curated record. Gene Ontology annotation, cellular component: mitochondrion; cytoplasm. Gene Ontology annotation, molecular function: deoxynucleoside kinase activity; ATP binding.
AUCCUGCUUUUUACUUCUAUUAAACACAUAUCUGGUUUGGUAAAAAGAAUAAACAUUCUGUAGCCCUUGUCUUGAUUGUGCAGGAAAGAGUUCACAGGCCCGAGACUGCUGUCCUCAGAGAGGCUUGUUUGUGAGGUUGGCCCUUGGCUGGCGUGUAGGAACUUUGAUUUUGGGAGAGUUCCACCAUUUCCUAACUGAUAGAAAUGGAUCUCUGUGCCUAAACUGUUUGUGCAAACGAUAUGGUUUAUUCUGGAUACCUGCUUUCUUUCUGGGAGUCUGGAGGUUUUGGAUGUGCCAGCCAGAGGCUGCCUAUGUGCCUGAGCUCUGAUGAAAACCCUGAAUUCCCUGGCUCAGGCCAGCUUCCCUGGUGGAGCACCACCUCACACGACUUGUCACAGCUGCUGCUGGGCAGUUAAGUGCUUUACGGGUGACUCCCCUGGAAGAGGCCCUGUGGACACUUGUGCCUGGUUUCCUUGUACACUUUGCUCUGUGCACCCUUUUUCUUUACUGAUUUUGUUUUGUACCCUUUUUCUGUAACAAAUCUCAGCUGUGAAUACCACUGUAUGCUGUGUCCUCUGAGUCCUCUGUGUGAAUCAUCAAACCUUGGGAGGCAGGGAUCUUAGGGGCUCCUGACACACCUGAGUGGUGUAACUCUACAUGGCACUUUAGGAGCACUUAUGCUCUUAUGUAAGACGUUGGAGCCAAUGAACAACAAAAUUAAAAAUAACAACGGGAGUUCACAUCUAAUGAGGUAAUACUGUAUGUCAGGACUGUGUUGAGGCUUCAAUAUAUUAUCUAAUUGAUUUCAUCCUCAUAAGAGUAGUCUCCAUGAGGUAGGUGCAAUUAUCACCUCAUUUGCAGAGGAGGAAACUGAGGCUCAGUGAGGUCAAACGAAUGGCCAGGGUCACACUGCUAGUGUGUGACAGAGAGCCAGAUCUCAGCCCAGGCUGUCUGGCUCCAGGGACCACUCCCUUGUUUGGUUUUUCUGUAGCAUGAAGGCCUUUGUUGGCUUUAGGAAGAUCUCCCUUAGCCUUCAGCUCUCAGCUCAGUACUCUUUGACCUCCCCAGCUAGGUUACUCUCCUUGGUGUAGAUUCUUCCAGCCCCUUUGUUUUACACCCCUGUUUCUUUGUUUUACACCUCUUCUUGGAGUUUGAAAAUACGUGAUUUCUGUGAUGAUCCAAUCAAGGUCUGCUUCUCACAGUAAGUUUAAAGUUCCAUAAAAGCGGAGGCGGAGGUGGCAUGGUGAGUUCUUGCCUAGCAUGGCAUCUGGCAUGGUGAGUCCUCAGUAAGUGGUGGAUGGCAGUGCCAUAGAUGGAGCAUAGGUCAAGGCUUCCUGUGACCAGCCUCUGGUGGGCCUAAGUGGUGCAACAUAUGCUACUCAGGACAGGGAUGGAGUGUUGAGGAACAGUGAAUGAUUCACAGAGGAAAGUAUUUGAGCUGAGUUUUGAAGGAUAUAUAAGAGUUUUCUGUGUAAUGAAAGAUGAUGUGAACUGAGGUGAGAGGGUCAGAAGGAACAGCAUGAGCAAAGGCACAGAGGUAUAAAAGGUCAGGGGACGUUACUCUUCAUGGGUUCUGUGCAUUGCUUUCCUUUGGUCUUUUGUGACCUAUAGAACCUGCUUCCAUGCACUUUCAGGCCCCCAGAUAGAUCCGGGUACUCUCAAAUUCUUGGCCCUAAGAGCACCAUUUAAAUCCUUCCUAGCACAUACCUAUGCCCCAGAAAGGCCCUGGCACAGUUUAGGGAGCAUACUAAUGAAACGUGACUCUUAGCUGUCAGUGUGCCCAGUGCAGAGUUCAAAGGAAGAAAUGGAGACAGAGCAAAUUGCUGAGGUCAUGGGAGAGUCCCCAAGCCAGGAAGCUGGGCUUUAAACCACAGCUGGAAGUGCCUCAAGCAGCUUUUCUCUUAGCUUCUCUCCCCUGUCUGCCCAGCCUGUCAUGGGGACAGAAUGGGCUGAGAUGGAACACAUGCAGGAGAUAUUGCCCUCUGCUCCCAGGGCACCUGGAAGGCUGGUAUUACAGGAGCCAGUGCCCAAGUGGAGAAAUGUCCGUGGCCAUAAUAUUCUGGGUCUGCUGUACCGCGAUGCAAGUCGAUGGGGCUUCACGCUGCAGACGUAUGUACAGCUCACCAUGCUGGACCACCACACUCGUCCCCAGACAUCACCAGUACGAUUGAUGGAGCGGUCGAUUCACAGCGCGAGAUACGUUUUUGUAGAAAACCUGUAUAGAAGUGGGAAGAUGCCUGAAGUGGACUAUGUGAUUCUGUCAGAAUGGUUUGAUUGGAUCGUGAGGAACAUCGACGUGUCCAUUGACUUGAUAGUUUAUCUGCGGACCACCCCUGAGACCUGUUAUCAGAGGUUACAGAUGAGAUGCAGGGAAGAGGAGACGGUCAUCUCCCUGGAAUACCUGGAUGCUAUUCACCGCCUCUAUGAGGAGUGGCUCUUCAAAGGAGGCCUUUUCCCUGUGGCAGCCCCUGUUCUGGGCAUGUGGAGGAGCACCAGUGCCGUCCUGGGCUGUUACCCAGCGAUGCCUUUAGGAGGUGCUGAGGUGAUCGAGGCUGACCAUGACAGGAAGAAAAUGUUAGAACUCUUUGAACAAAACCGGGACCGCAUACUAACUCCAGAGAAUCAGAAAUAUGGCUCAUAGGACAGGAAAGAUCAUGCCAGAAAAAUGCCCACCGCUGCCAAGUUAGCUAUUAGGAGCAAUUUGGAAAAAUCCGCUUUCUAGAGGGCUUUAUAUUUGGACACGUUGUUUUCCUGAUGGUCUCUUCCUCUUUGCUAGGGUCUUCAUCCUGGGUCUCUGGGUCCUUGCAGGUAAAUGACAAAUGGGACCAGUGGGUUUGUCAUGCUCUUUGGUGUUCGUAGCCUUACAUUCCCCCGGUGCCUCUCUUCAUGGUUUCCCACUGCUGGGUCCCCUCUGAUUAUGGGAAGAGCCUCCUGAUGGAUUUGGGGUGUCUAAUCCUUCCCGCCACCCAGGAGGUUGAGGCAGUGGCCCUUACCUCCCAGAGAGGAAGUUGAAGCUCAGAGAGGCUAUGGGGCUCCCCAGAGUCACACAGCCAGUGACAGUGGAGUUGGCACACUUCAGACUUUUGACGACUGAAACAUUCUCUGCCUCUCAUCCUGAGAGCCUGUCUUCCCCUGCUAGAGAUCUCACGUCCAUGUGGGGAGAGCCACCAGUGCGUGGAGCCAGCAUCCUCAUUUUUGCAUUAUUUAGCAGUUCUCGAGGACAGUAGGCAUUCCUAGACCUUCACAAAAUUGUGCUGUGUUUGGCUUGAGCCCAGUGUCCGGUGGUUUCCCGGCAUGAGACUGUCACGGCAUUUACCACCUCGUCACCUGGACUUCCAUGUCCUUGGGAGAAUCAUGCUUUGGUUCUGCAUGGUGCGUGGUCUCCUUGGUGACAAAGGCCUGUCCUGAGCUGCUACCAAUUCCAUGUCAGGGAAAUGGCUUUUGCUGCCUGGGUGCUUUGCCUGGUGCCAGGCUGGGGCAAGCGGCCACCAGUGCCCUGGCUUCUGAGGCUCCCUUGGUCUGAUGGCCUUGCGUGAAGAGCUUUGUCCUUGGAAUUACUGAGAGUCUGUAGCCUGUGUGAGAGACCCAAGUGGCCUUAAGUCUUUUUGAAAUGUUUUUUUCAUGAAGGGAACACCUCGAACCGUAGAGCAUGAACUCAUCUUUAUUGGUUCAGAAAAUAUCUUAGCUUCUCUCAGCUGCAACAGGACAUCAAAGCCAUAGCUGUCUCUUGAGUCCAGUGGGAAGUAAGAGAGAAAGAACAUUCUCUUAGGAGACAGUGUGGACAGGAAGGUCAGGGCUUGCAAGCAAAGGCUCUUGGAGCACUGGUACUCUGGAUAUUUUGGAAGUGGGUGGAGAGAAGAAUACUGUUGUCAACAUGGAGAAGGGUCAGUUGUGAGCUUUGGAGAAACGGCCACAGCUCUCCUGAGCAGCAGUUGGUGUAAACGAAGGUUGGAAAGCCUCGUCCCAGCCUCUGCGGGAGUGUGGCGCCUGUGCAUGCCGCUUUCUGACUCCACGGGCGCUAAGGUGCUCUGGUGCGCCAGUCCCAGAGGGAGCAUUAAGGGGGCAAGGCUGGGACUCCUGGACCAAUCUUGGGCUAUGCGGGCAGAAUGAGGGGCAGCCCCGUGGGGCCGUGUCUCUCAGCCCAAACGUCAGUGCCUGACUAGACGCCCAGGGGAGGCAAGAGCCUAUGCUGCUGGGGAUCUUGAUGAGCCAGGGCAGUCUUUGGGAAAUUGUAGAUGAACAGUCUAGUAUUUUCCCCACAGCUCAAUUUGAGCAUCUGUUUUGGAGGAAAUGUGAUUUUAAAAAAUAAGCCUUGCUCUGUGGUAGAUCUCAAUAAAUCCUUCACUGAAAACCUGAGGUUAAUUUUGGAGUGGUUCUCAGCCAGUGAUUUUAGCUCCCUGCAGCAUCCUUUUGCCCAUAGGGUAAUAUGUUUUCAUUUUCUAAACCCUGUCUUUCCUUAUGUGGGAUGUUUGGGUCCAAAAGAGCUCGCCAUCAUCUUGCUCGGGCAUGAUGGAGAGGAUGCUGCGUACCUGCUGCGGCCAGUGCGGGUGAUAGAAAUCUCUCAGCCCAUGUGUAUCACACAAAAUGGCUGGUGCCCAGCUUGCACAUACGAGGGUUGCCUUCCCUAUGUGGCAGGCAGGGCUGGAGACAUCACGGGUCACGGAGCAGGGCAGGAGAAGGGCAGAUGGUACAUGGUAGGCACGAGACCUAGUUUUUAGAGCAGAGGAAGAUGCCCCCCAGGGACUCCCAGGAAUGGCUCAGAGGAGCAUGGCAGGGGCUGGCUCCUUGAAUUGCUAAUGGGCAAGCCAGGGCAGUGACAUUCCAGAUUUAUUGAUGUUGCCCCAUUCUUACCCUUAGGUGGGGUUCUGUAGGGCGAUUCAUGAGUACACCCCAGAGUUGCCUCAGCUGCUUUGACUUGUGGUACUUAAAAGAAAAUCUUGAAUAGCAUAUACACCUUCUUGUACUCAGCAUGUUUAGUGAAAUAAUUCUAAUUUAUACUUAAGCUUUUUAAUUUUAUAUGCAAAAUGCAUAAUUAGAAUAAUUCAAAAUUUGUUCAUGUACCUGGUGAUUAAAAGAAAAUGAGAAGUG